Echinococcus granulosus is the source of this 258-nucleotide messenger RNA. RefSeq lists its product as hypothetical. The transcript has 3 exons. The record is from RefSeq and is a predicted model, not a curated record. Lineage: Eukaryota; Metazoa; Platyhelminthes; Cestoda; Cyclophyllidea; Taeniidae. Bases 1 to 258 code for a protein of 85 amino acids.
AUGUGUGGUGCUCAACUCAUACAGAUAUCAGAUGAAACAAGUUCGCAUCAGAUGCCAGUUACACUUCUAAAGCGCGAAAUGCGCAUAUCACACAAAACUUUGUUUCUUUUAGGUGCCACCGAAUCUUCAGACAGUAUUAAAUCUACCACUUUCUCAGUUGUAGCUGUGCAUACUCCAUUGGAAUAUAUCUUGACAUCAAAAUCUACACAAAGGGAAAAACGUAACGAAACGAAACUGAAAGUGGAUGGUCUUGUAUAG